AUGACUGAACAAAUUGCAAAAGAGACUGCCAACCUCAGUUUGGGCAACGACCAGAAAAUUACUCCCUGGGAGGUGGAAGGAGCCGUGGUUGACGGUAAGGCCCAGGUCAUCGAUUACGACAAGCUGAUCAAGCAGUUCGGUACCAAGGCCAUUACUGAGGAAACUCUGCAAAGAUUCAGAGAUGUGACCGGUAGAGAACCUCAUCAUUAUCUUAGGAAGGGUUUGUUUUUUUCUCAGAGAGAUUUCGACAGGAUCUUAGAUCUGUAUGAGCACGGCGAGCCUUUCUUUCUAUACACUGGCCGUGGACCAUCUGCCGGUAUGCAUUUGGGACAUAUUAUUCCAUUCAGUUUUACUAAGUGGUUGCAGGAGGUCUUUGAUGUGCCACUCGUGAUUGAACUCACAGAUGAUGAGAAGUUUUUGUUCAAGCCUAAGCUCACCAUUGACGACGUCAAGCAUUUUGCACAUGAGAAUGCCAAAGACAUCAUUGCCCUUGGUUUCAAGCCAGAGAACACGUUUAUCUUCUCUGACAUAGAAUACAUGUGCUCGCCAUUCUACGAGAACAUUGUGAAGACCUCGAGACAGAUCACUACCUCCACAGCGAAGGCGGUGUUUGGAUUUCAAGACUCCGAUUGUAUUGGAAAGAUACAUUUUGCUUCGAUCCAGAUCGCAACAGCCUUCCCUUCGUCUUUCCCUGAUGUGCUGGGUCUUCCUCCUAAGACUCCCUGCUUGAUCCCAUGUGCCAUUGACCAGGAUCCUUACUUCAGAGUUUGCAGAGAUGUCGCAGAUAAACUCAAGUAUGCCAAGCCAGCGUUGCUCCACUCCAGAUUCUUCCCAGCUCUCCAGGGUGCCAACUCCAAGAUGAGUGCCAGUGACGAAACUUCCUCCAUCUACCUCACGGAUACGCCAAAGCAGAUCCAGAAGAAGAUCAACAAGUACGCUUUCUCUGGUGGUCAGGUUUCCAUCGAGGACCACAGAAAGCUGGGAGGUGACCCAGAUGUGGAUAUUGCCUACCAAUACAUGUCCUUCUUCAAGGACGACGAUGAGUUUUUGAAGAAACAGUACGACGGCUACAAGUCUGGUGAGGUGCUGAGUGGAGAGAUGAAGAAGGAGUGUAUUGGUGUUCUGACUGACUUCAUCACGGAGUAUCAGACCAAUAGGGCCAAUAUUGACGAGGACGUGGUUGCGCAGUUCAUGAAGCCACACAAGCUGGUUUUUGGUCAGUCUGAGAGAUUGGUUGCUCCAAAGGUGAGAGAGAAGAAGGAGAAGGCUAAGAAAUAG
Molecule: messenger RNA, 1278 nt
Organism: Kuraishia capsulata CBS 1993
Lineage: Eukaryota; Fungi; Ascomycota; Pichiomycetes; Pichiales; Pichiaceae
Exons: 1
Coding region: 1-1278 (425 amino acids)
Biological process (GO): tryptophanyl-tRNA aminoacylation
Cellular component (GO): cytoplasm
Molecular function (GO): tryptophan-tRNA ligase activity; ATP binding
Source: RefSeq, a predicted model, not a curated record